Messenger RNA from Pelodiscus sinensis (Chinese soft-shelled turtle), 7366 nucleotides. The record is from RefSeq and is a predicted model, not a curated record. Lineage: Eukaryota; Metazoa; Chordata; Testudines; Trionychidae.
AGCCAAAAAGUUUGGGAACCACUGCUCUCCUGCCAUUGUGAUAAGGGACUUGAUCUUCCCACAGAGGAUUUCUGGAUCAGCAUAGAGCAGCUCCACACCCAAGCUGUUGGAAUCCCCUCCCAGAACUCAUGCAUCAGCUUCUAGGCUCAGAUCUUACUGUAGUAGGGGAGAUGCAUUUGAGGUCAAAUGCAAUAAGCAACCUCACCUCUUCUUUGGUACCUUUUUGUUUCAUGCUGAGCCGAUCAGCUGGAAUCAAAUGUGCCAGCACUAAUCCUGCCAUGCCGUUCACUCUCUGCAUACAAAGUCGGGGGCCUCAUCUGUUAUUGAAUCCUGGAUGAUACUAAUUUCUUUAGCCACUGACCCUGUAUUGAAUAGCACGGAGGCUGCUGUUGCUUUUGUUCACCAAUGCCUUUUUCUCCUGAGCAUGAUUAUUUGGUGUAACCAAAGGAACCAGAGUGUGACAUCUUGGCUUUGAUUUACAGUCAGCGCUUGGUGUUUCCUUUUUGCCUGCUCUUCCCCUGCUCACCAACACAAGAAUUGAGGGGUCUAAGCUCUCAGAGUCUGUGCUGGCCUGGAGUCCCCCCUAUCCUCAGCUGAUGACAGCAUUGUGCAACCUUAUCGGCCAGCCUGAGACAUUUAUCAGAGGGAACAGAUGUCCAGAUUAGAACCUCUCAAAGGCAGGACCCAAAUUUGUCAUAAAACAUAACUCCUCCCAGGACACCGUUCUGUUUUCCGUGAUGCACCCACUCAGAUGGCACCCGUACGCACUGUGGAGCACCCUGGUACUCCACCCCCACUCAUUGAAGGCCUCUCACUCCAUGACAUCCAUUCUUAAACCAACUUAAUUCUCUCCACAUCGGCCAAUCCAAUCAUAUAGGCAUAACACACAAUGCUGUUUCAUGCAUUUGACCUCCCCCUCCAUUACACAAUUCAUACAGGUCUGUGUUCCUUUCAGUCCUGCUGGAUAGAGGUGGUGGAUCAGACCUUCAUGAGUAGCUCUGCGGGGCGAGGGAGGGGCAGCAUCAGGCUGCAGGUGGACGAAGAGGAGAAAGUGGCUGACAUGUAGGCGGAUGGCAAGUACGUUGCUAGAAAAGGAAUCUGGGGGAUAUUGUAAAGGCAAAGUGGAAGGGCUGUGGAUUGGUUACUCUGGAAAUGGAGUGGAGGCAAAGUGAGACCUGCAGCCAGCUAAGCAAGGAUUGAAGCUUGGUGGCACUGGAAAUGGAUUAGCAAAGAUAUUCUGAGUUGCCAAUGCUGGGGAUGGCGGACUUCAUUGUGAGCAUGGUGGAAUGGCUUCAGAAGGACCAGUAGAAUGUGACAUGAUGUCACUGAGAUGGGAAUUAGGAAGUAAUGUGGCAACAGCAUUGAAAGAGAAAUAUUUUAUGGCGGCAAGGAAGGACUAGGUGUCGUAGGAAAGGAGUAGAAUAGAAUAAGCGGGGUGCAGAAGGAGCAUGGAGGGUGGGUGAAGUAAGGCCUGGCAGCCCUGAAAAAUAGCUUUGAAAUUCUGGAAUGGUAAAUCCAGCAUUUAAUAGAUGUGAAUCAGGAUGGCACUUGGGUCUCUGGCUGAGGCUGCAGGCCACGUUUAUACUUGAGAAUAAAACUGCUCCUGAAUGUACUAGUGGGUAGUAAUGAGUUAAAAACAAAUGGUUCCAUGUGUGCUUAAUAAUGGCCAUGCUAUUUGGUUCCGUUGUGGUGCUCUCUAGGUACCUAGCCCUCAGUUCCCAGAAGUAGAGCGAUAUGGGUGAUUUGUGAAACAUUACCUGUGCAUCAUGGUUCAGUAAAAAUAGCAGUGUUUGGACCUUUGUACUAUUACACUGGCAACCGUGGUUCAUGCUGGAACUAAAACAGCACAGUAUGUUAUCAUAUUUAGCCGUACUGAAAACAACUGUUUUGGUACACAUGGACACCCUUUGGAGCACUUGUUUGUGACCAUGACGGAUUUUACAAGGUGCUAGGAGGUCUGAAGAAUUAGAAUAGCAAUUUCCUUUAAUGUAGGUGAAGCUGCAGUCGGCGAAGCUGCUGUGUUUGGCUAGCUUUGUUUCAGAUUGUUUUAUUGUUUUGGAGCCAUGAUUCAGAGACGGGACGCAACAGUUGGUUAUACUGGCAUCCUGGCCCUUUUGGGGUUCAGCUGCCCUCUCUGGCCCAGCAACUCUGCUUUCAUUAACUUUUUAGAUGUUUCAGUAACUUUUUAGAUGUUUCUGAAUAGUAUUAAGUGAUUGUAUGUUUUUGUAACCUUGUUUUGUGACAGCCAGUUAUGCUGAGAGAACUCCCCCGUUUUAAUAGGUCUAAGUAGAAGGUAAAUGUUGUGACUGGUUAAGUUGGAUGCACAUGUUUACAACAGAGUCUUCAGGACAUGGAAGCUGCAUGUUCAGUUAGCUGCAUGCGUUAUAGAAUUUGAUUCUGUUUUUCCAAACUUGGGGCCUGUUUAAAUUCUUUAGGUUUCUAUUUCACUUGUGUUGCUGAAAUCCUCCUCUUCUGUGUUUCAACCCUCCCUUGUAUGUUUUCCAGUUAACUUGUUCUAGGCCUGGCUAAUUUGCAGUGGGAAAGGAAGGCGAUAACACUUAAAAAGGAAUGUGCAGUAGAGACUCUGUUCCCAUUCGUUUACAGGAGACAAGUUGGAAAGGAAGUUGACUAAGGAGAACUUUCUCUGCUGUGGGGACAACUCUUAGUGGCCGAGUGCAUUUCUUAGCUCCAUUCCCAAAGGUUUCCAGGUGCAGCUAUGAGGAAGCCUCGGAGGAGGUCCCGGCAGAAUCCUGAAGGGAGACGUUCUCCCUCGCCAUAUAGUCUGAAAUGCUCACCCACUCGGGAGACUCUGACAUAUGCCCAGGCCCAGCGGAUAGUGGAGGUUGAUAUUGAUGGACGGCUUCAUCGCAUCAGCAUCUACGAUCCCCUGAAGAUCAUCACGGAGGAUGAGCUGAUGGCCCAGGAUAUCACUGAGUGCAACAGCAACAAGGAAAACAGCGAACAGCCCCUGUUUCCCUCUAAAUCCAAGAAAACUCCCUGUAAAGGCAAAAAGAAAGAGUCAUGCUCCAAACACGCACCAGGGACAUCUUUCCACUUACCCCAGCCCAGCUUCCGGGUGAUGGAUUCCGUCAGCCAGCCAGAGGCCCCACCUCUGCCUGCAGCGUACUACCGGUACAUUGAGAAGCCUUCUGAGGAUCUCGAUGCAGAGGUGGAGUAUGACAUGGAUGAGGAGGAUCUGGCAUGGCUGGACAUGGUCAACGAGAAGCGGAAGGACGAUGGCUAUGGGACAGUUUCUGCCGAUGCUUUUGAGCUGCUGGUGGAUAGGCUGGAGAAGGAGUCAUACUUGGAGAGCCGCAACAAUGGGGCCCAGCAGUCCCUGAUUGACGAGGACGCUGUCUGCUGCGUCUGCAUGGAUGACGAGUGUCACAACAGCAACGUUAUCCUGUUCUGUGACAUCUGCAACUUGGCUGUGCACCAGGAGUGCUACGGCGUUCCCUACAUCCCCGAGGGCCAGUGGCUUUGCCGCUGCUGCCUGCAGUCCCCUUCGCGCCCGGUUGAUUGUGUUCUGUGCCCAAACAAAGGUGGAGCCUUCAAGCAGACCAGCGAUGGCCGCUGGGCCCAUGUUGUUUGUGCCAUCUGGAUCCCCGAGGUCUGCUUUGCAAACACUGUGUUCCUGGAGCCCAUUGAAGGGAUAAACAACAUCCCGCCGGCACGCUGGAAGCUGACUUGCUACAUCUGCAAGCAGAAGGGCAUGGGAGCUGCGAUCCAGUGCCAUAAGGUGAACUGCUACACUGCCUUCCACGUCACCUGUGCCCAGCGGGCCGGUCUCUUCAUGAAGAUAGAGCCCAUGAGGGAGACCAGCAUCAACGGCACAACUUUCACGGUGCGCAAGACAGCUUAUUGUGGGGCACAUUCCCCACCUGGGACAAUGAAAAAAGGGCCAAUGGCUGCUAGCAGCGAAGGGGAGGAGGACAUCCCAAAGGAGGAAAGGGAGGAGGACGACAGCAUUGGCAUCCCCAAGGGAUCCUUGAAGAAGAGCAAAGUGAAGUUGAAGCAGAAGAUCAAAAAGGAAGUGUGCGACCUGGCAGAUGGGCGUUCAUCCAUGCCAUUGGUGACAGUCACACAGAUCCCUUCUUACAGGUUGAAUAAAAUCUGCAGUGGACUGUCUCUCCAGAGGAAGAACCAGUUUAUGCAGCGGCUACACAACUACUGGCUGUUAAAGCGCCAGUCGAGAAAUGGUGUCCCUUUGAUCCGGCGUCUACACUCUCACUUACAGUCCCAAAGAAAUGCAGAGCAGAAGGAGCAGGAUGAGAAGACCAGUGCGGUGAAGGAGGAACUGAAGUACUGGCAGAAGUUAAGACACGAUUUGGAGAGAGCGCGGCUGCUCAUUGAGCUGAUCCGUAAGAGAGAGAAACUCAAACGGGAGCAGGUCAAAAUUCAACAGGCUGCUAUGGAGUUACAGCUGACUCCUUUCAACGUGCUGCUGCGCACAACCUUGGACCUGCUGCAAGAGAAGGAUCCAGCCCAGAUUUUUGCAGAACCUGUAAACUUGAAUGAGGUUCCAGAUUACCUGGAAUUCAUAUCCAAUCCAAUGGAUUUUUCCACCAUGAGGCGGAAGCUGGAGUCCCACCUGUACCGAACCUUGGAUGAGUUUGAGGAAGACUUUAACCUUAUAGUUACCAACUGCAUGAGGUAUAAUGCUAAAGACACGAUUUUCCACCGAGCAGCUGUCCGGCUGAGAGACCUCGGAGGAGCGAUAUUACGCCAUGCGCGACGGCAGGCUGAAAACAUCGGCUUUGACACUAAUGUGGGGAUUCACCUGCCCGAGUCACCCAAAACAGAAGACUUUUAUCGCUUUUCUUGGGAAGAUGUGGACAACAUUCUCCUCCCCGAGAAUCGGGCUCACCUUUCCCUCGAGGCACAAUUGAAGGAGUUGCUGGAGAAACUGGACAUGGUGAGCACCAUGCGGUCGAGUGGCGCCCGGACCCGACGCAUCCGACUUUUGAGACGUGAGAUCAACUCCAUCCGGCAAAAGCUGGCCCAGCAACAGAACAAGAGCAUGCCAAAUGGAGAACCUGCCUUGCGGGAGGAGGGGCUGGACAGAACGCUAAGGGGAGAGCAGGACGAUGAUGGGGAGAAAGAUGACACCAAGCCCCCGCAUCCUCCCACCCUGGAACCCACAGGACCCGCACCCUCCCUCUCUGAGCUGGACUCUCUCCAGGAUCCUCCAAUGCUCAAGCCCAUUAGUGAAAGCAAGUCCUUGAGCCGACUGCAGAAGCGGAUGAAAUCGGAGGGCGAGCUCUUUGACAAGAAGACACUACAGAAGGAGAGCCAGGCUUUCCAACGCCUGCUCAGUGACAGUGGGCUGAACGGACUGGCACUUCAGGCCGCGGACUCUCCUGCCAGUCCCCCCUUCAGUGGCGUAGGCAGGCGUACGUCUGUGCUUUUUAAAAAAGCUAAGAAUGGGGUGAAGCUGCAGAGGGGCCUGGACUGCCCCCUGGAGAAUGGAGAGGACCACAGCCAGAGUGGACAGCUUUCCCCCUCCAGUGCAGAGGGCGAUCAACAAGCCCGGAAACGGCUGCGAAGUAGGAGCUGCAGUGCCAGUGAUGGCGAGAAAUCCCCCAGGCAGUCAGGAGAGACAGGAGUGACCAACGGCUUUGGGAAACAUGCCGAAAGCGGGUCUGACUCGGAGAGCAGCUCUGGCCUGGGCAGUGGGCUGGCUUUUCAGUGUUGCAGUGGUUUGACUCCUCCCAAACGUAGUCGAGGGAAGCCAGCCCUUUCCCGGGUCCCCUUCUUGGACAGUGUGAAUGGAGACUCUGAUUACAGCAGCUCAGGCAGAAACCUGCUGAUGCCCUUUGAGAGCCAUGCUGACCUGGAACCUCUGGAGCUUGUGUGGGCAAAGUGUCGAGGCUAUCCAUCCUACCCUGCCUUGAUAAUUGACCCCAAGAUGCCGCGUGAAGGCCUCCUUCACAACGGAGUUCCCAUCCCCGUCCCUCCCCUGGAUGUGCUGAAGUUGGGGGAGCAGAAACAGACAGAGGCAGGAGAAAAGCUCUACCUUGUCCUGUUCUUUGACAACAAGAGAACCUGGCAGUGGCUUCCUCGGGACAAAGUUCUUCCCCUGGGGGUGGACGACACAGUGGACAAACUAAAGAUGAUGGAGGGCCGUAAAACCAGCAUCCGCAAAUCCGUCCAGGUGGCGUACGACCGAGCAAUGAUCCACAUGAGCCGUGUCCGGGGGGACCACCCCUUUGUCACCUCAAAUUAUCUGUAGGGAGUCGGAAAUGCCCCGUUUUUUCAGACCCAUUUGUCACACAUUGGCAGAGUGGACCUUGCCGUGCACAAAAUGGUCGGGGAUUCCUCCCUGCCUGGAGGAGCAUGAUGGGGUGGCUGCUGUGUCCUUUUGUGUUCUGGUGAGAGAUGCACUGUCCAUAGCAGUGUGAGCAACUCCUACAAAGUACCUUGAAUCGUGCCAAAAAUCCUGUCCGGGUUCUUUCUGAAUGUGUCUCACUGAAGAGCCGGCAGGAGAAGAAGUGAUGUAUAGGCUGAACCACAAGGAAGAAGCCGGGAAGAGCUGCAGUGUGGCAGCUGUGCAUUGGCAGAAGUCACAGUCAGCCGGUGAAGGGCGGGGAAGCUGUAGUUUGAUGAUUGGGCCUCAUGCCCCACGCUUCUUGAAUUGUUAGUCUACAGCCAGCUCUGAGUAAUUCUCUGGAAUCCAUCACCACUGUAAAUAACCCAAGACCCUUUCGUGGAACUCCAACUGGACUGUCUUGUGCCAAAUUCACAAUGUCCAUCCCUGGACUUUUUUAAUUUUAUUUUUAAAUGACAUUGGUUGCCCACAGCGUUAAUAAAUCUGCAGCCUAUUGCUAUGGUUAUGACUCUCCUGCCUGUGUAUAUAUAGUAUGUUUUCAUGGUAGGUUUUCACCUCAGUUAGAAAAGAUUGAGAUCAUAUUUUGAUAACUUUCCCUUUCUCCUCCGCACACAUACUUACAUGCACAGAUGCACAGAGCUUUAAAUAUAAAAACCAAGUUCCCUAAUUUUAUUUUUUCUUUGUGUGUGUGUGUGUGUGUGCGCGUGACUGAGACUUAGUUUCAUUGUGUAAAUUUCAAUUUCAGUGACUGUGACAAUUCCAAAACGUGUACUUCCUAUUGCAUCUUAACAGAACGUUAAGUCUAGGCAAGAAAACAUCUUUUAUAUUUUUUAACCUAAUUUUGGAGUCGUCUAAUCAACUGGGGCAGCUUUGCAGGCACUAAAGUUGAUCAGGGGGAGAGGAAGACACGCCCUGUGGUAUUGUGUUAUGCACAUUCAGUUUAAAAUAACUAGUUGGAGCGCUCAGACCCCAAUUCCUGUCUGCCCUGAUAUUUUCACUGACUGUUUUUUUUAAAGUUUUCCUCCAGUUUGUUUUGAA